CUUUAAUGCUUCUCCACAGGUCCACGUUCUGGAUGCUCUCAAUGUGUGUUCAAUUCAGGUGUGAUGUGAAAUCGGCGUGCUGCACAAAAACGCAAAUCAGGAGACUCCCACUUAAGGCUCAGAAGUUAAGAUUUAGCUGCAGCAUUCACCAGCUCACAGGGACUGAGGGCACGUUUCGAACCAGAGCACGCCUUGAGUGGCGGGUGAGAUGACACGCCCCCACCGGAUUGCUUCGCUCAGCCUCCCACUCUGGUGGCUUUUACUGACACACAUGUACAGACAGGAAGUUCAAGGGAUCUCUGAGGACUGCAGCGGUCAGCAAAACAGGAACUUGUGCCCGUGUGUUCCAGUAAAAGGUUCCAGGGGGCUUCCUGGUGCUUUAGGGGAAGUGGGUAGAAUGGGGUCUCCAGGACCACAAGGACCUCAAGGGAAACGUGGACAGAAAGGACAGCGUGGAACUGAAGGAAUUCCAGGGAAUAUUGGACCAAAAGGAGACCAAGGCAAUCCAGGAACACCCGGAUACCCCGGAAUAUAUGGGCAAGAUGGUUCUCCUGGACCACUUGGCCAUCGUGGUCUUCCGGGAUUAGAUGGCUGUAAAGGAGACCCAGGAGAUCCAGGAUUCAAUGGCUGUCAAGGACCAGAUGGUACAACCGGACCCCGAGGUUUUAAAGGGCCUAAGGGACCCAAAGGAGACCCUGCGUGCAAAUAUGUUAUGAUUCCUGGUCAACCUGGUUGUGAUGGACCUCCUGGUAAACGUGGACCUCCAGGAUCUUCUGGACCUUGUGGCCCACAAGGUGCCCAAGGGAAGCCUGGAGAACCCGGAUCAUCAGGUGGAAAUGGUGCUCCAGGUGGCCGAGGGCCUCCAGGAGACCAAGGACAACCGAUUCUUGGUACAGGUGGAGAUGAGGGAGAUCCAGGACCAGCAGGCCCUCCAGGUCCUACUGAAUUAAUUGAGCCAUCAGAGAAAUAUUUCCCCAAAGGAGAGAAGGGGGCAAAAGGACCUGCUGGAGAAUGUGGAUUGCCUGGAUGUAAUGGAACUGUGGGACCUUUGGGGGACUCAGGAGAUAAAGGCAUUACAGGAAGUCAAGGACCUAAAGGAGAAAAUGGCUUUCCUGGGCUUUCUGGAAAACGAGGAUUUCAGGGUGUACAAGGAAAGCCUGGAUGCCCCGGUCCACGUGGCUACCAAGGACUAAAGGGAAUCUCAGGAGAACCUGGUCUACCAGGGGAAACAGCACAUUUCUCUUGUGCAGCAGGAAGACUCGGUAUUACAGGACCUCCUGGUCCCCCGGGUAUCAAAGGAGACAUGGGAGUUAUGGGCCUGCCAGGUCCUCCUGGUCCACAAGGUUAUUCUUUCCCAGGUCUCCCAGGCAGCCCAGGGACGUUGGGUACUCAAGGCCCUCAAGGUGAUAAAGGAGAGCCAGGCGUGAAAAGCACCCUGCAGAUCCCAGGGGAGCCUGGGAAACCGGGGAAGCCAGGGCCAAAAGGACAUCAAGGGGCUAGUGGCCCCCAUGGAUACUACUGCACCCCUGGACAAAGAGGAGUUCCUGGUUUUGAAGGAGAUAUAGGUCUACCUGGUCAAAAUGGCAUUCCUGGAAGAAAAGGUGACAUCGGUGACUGUUCUUGUGAGGGCGGUCGUGAUAUUUAUGGCCUUCAGGGUUUGCUAGGUGAACCUGGGGCUCCUGGUGCUCCAGGAUUGCAUGGGCUUCCUGGUGCACGAGGUCAACCUGGCCCAGAUGGAGACCCUGGGAAAAGAGGAGGUUUUGGUUACCCGGGUUUUCCAGGUUACAGGGGAAUUAAAGGAGAAAAAGGAAACCUGUUUGUGAUGAACGUCAAGGGUAUAAAGGGAGAGCCCGGGACACCAGGGACUGAUGGUUAUCCAGGAAUGAAUGGGAAGAGAGGAAAUUGUGGGAAUCCUGGACCUGCAGGUGAUUGUGGUCCAGAGGGUGACAGUUUAAGAGGAUUUCCUGGUGAUGGAGGUUGUCCAGGAAACAUGGGCUUGAAAGGCGCAAGAGGUCCCAGUGGACCACAAGGCCCAGGCAUUCCUGGGCCAGUAGGCCAUCGAGGACCAGAAGGAGACCAGGGACCUCUAGGACCAAGAGGAAAUGUUGGGCGUAAAGGAAACAAAGGUGAUAUGCAACCCUGUAUACCAGGCAGUCCUGGAGUUUGUGGACCAAAGGGAGACCUUGGUGACCAAGGUUGUCCAGGAGAGCCGGGCAAUCCAGGGCCCUGUGGGGAUAAUGGAAUUAAAGGACCAAAGGGAGAAAAAGGAAACCUUGGAAAUCGUGGUCCUGAUGGUCCAACAGGGGUAUCUGGAUGUCAGGGGGAUCCAGGAGAUAUUGGACCCGAUGGACCGAGUAUGUGCGGGGAGAAAGGGAUACUUGGCAAUCCAGGACCCCCUGGGUUAAAAGGAUGUAUUGGAGACUCAUUAACAGGAGAGCGAGGGCCAGUGGGUCCAACUGGGUUUAAUGGCUAUCCAGGAGCUAAAGGAGUCCCUGGAGCCCCGGGGUCACUUGGUAAUGAAGGCUCUCCUGGUGUACCUGGAGCUCAAGGAAGGAAAGGAGAGCCAGGGGCAUGUGGACAGCCUGGGAUACAGGGGUCUGUUGGCCCAUGUCCAGUACAGUGUGAGAACGGAGCAGUGGGUGAGACAGGACCACCAGGAGACCCAGGCUGUAGUGGAAAUCCAGGUUUACCUGGGGAGAAAGGCUAUUCCGGACCACCUGGUCUCCCUGGAAGGGGGUUAAAAGGUGAUACGGGGAAACCAGGCCAACCUGGUGCCCAGGGAUACGGUGGUCCUCAGGGAUGCCCAGGAUCAGAGGGUAACAAUGGAGAUCCUGGCUUUAAUGGAAUAAAAGGUUGUCCUGGACAACCAGGAAGGGAUGGCUUGCCUGGUAGCCCUGGUGAGUGUGGACAGCAAGGACCAUCUGGAAUAAAAGGCGAAAAAGGGUCUGAUGGGAGGCAAGGCUGUCCAGGGGAAAGUGGAGAGAAAGGAGAGAAAGGUUCCCAAGGACCUCCUGGGAUGCCAGGAGAGAUUUAUGUUAAUGCAGAAAAGGGGAAGACGGGGCCAUCAGGAGAGCUUGGGCCCUGCGGGUUUAAUGGCCCCCGAGGUGAUAAAGGUGUGAAGGGAAAAUGUGGUCCUGAUGGCUAUGUAGGGUAUCCUGGACCUCCAGGUUUUGAGAACGGCCCUCAGGGGCCACCAGGUCCUUGUGGAAGGAAAGGUAAACCUGGACUCCUGGGUUUGACAGGGUUAAAAGGCAAAAGAGGAUUACCUGGAGUAUGCGGAGAUCCAGGUGACCCAGCGUUGAGUGGAUUGCCAGGAGCUCCUGGUCUCCAAGGAUUUGAUGGGCUUAAAGGCGAUAAAGGAGAGUCUAUAAGUAUACCAGGACCUCCAGGUCUGAGAGGACCACCUGGGCAAAAUGGCUUCCCAGGUCCUACAGGAGAUCAAGGAGAGUCAGGAGACGGGGGGCCACCUGGUCAGUGUGGAUGGCCUGGCAAACCUGGUCCUGCUGGAAAUCAGGGAAAGUGUGGACCUCCAGGCGUUGUUGGUCCGCCGGGACCAAGAGGAACAUGUGGCGCUGAGGGUCCUCCAGGGCCUCCUGGAUUUCCCGGACUUACGGGACCAUCAGGACGCUGUGGCCCACCAGGUUCUCCAGGGCCACCAGGUCUUCAUGGAUUGGAUGGAUUACAGGGUGUGAAGGGUGAACCAGGGACACGUGGAAUAGGUAUACCUGGGGACAGGGGGCCUAAUGGACUGACAGGUGAAAUGGGUUGUAAGGGAGACCCUGGACCACAGGGUCCUAUCCAGCAAGGGGCCAAAGGCUCUCGGGGCCCAACUGGAUUUCCAGGUGAUCCUGGUUGUCCUGGUCCUCCUGGUCCUAGUGGCAGGGAAUGUGAGAACCCUAAACGAGGACAGAUUGGUGAACAAGGCUUUAAUGGUCGGGAUGGCCCACCAGGACUUAGGGGACCAAUGGGACCAGCAGGCUUGGCAGUACCUGUGCGGGGGUGUGAAGGGGACCCAGGUACACCAGGUCCUCCAGGAAGUAAAGGAAGAAUAGGUGAUCAUGGUCCCAAAGGGCAAAUGGGGCUUUCAGGCUGCCAAGGACAGAAAGGUGAGAAAGGAGACUCGGGGAUUAUUGGAGAUCAUGGACCUUCUGGGUUACCAGGAGCAAAUGGCAAUCCUGGGCACAAGGGCCCUAAAGGACCACAAGGAGUGCAAGGUUCCAUUGGAAUAGCAGGAAAACCUAUUCAUAUUGGUUCCAGAAGACCAAGUCAAGGUCCAGCUGGGUUUCCUGGUCCUCCUGGUGACUCUGGCUUUCCAGGACCUAUAGGAAUUGAGGGCCCCGAGGGGCUGAAAGGAAGAAAAGGCCAAGUUGGAGAUCAAGGGUUGAACGGUGAACCUGGACCACCUGGCUUUAUUGGACUUCCUGGAGACCCAGGAAACAAGGGUGCCAGAGGUUCCCAAGGCAUGCAAGGGCAACACGGAACCCCAGGAGAUGAAGGUCCCCCUGGCUCCUCUGACAGGUUCACCUCUGGCUUUCUGUUGGUCAUUCACAGCCAAUCAACAUAUAUACCUAACUGUCCUCGAAAUAUGUCCAAGCUGUGGGAGGGAUAUAGCCUCCUGUACCUGGAGGGGCAAGAGAAAGCACACACACAAGACCUAGGUCAGGGAGGUUCAUGUAUGCGUGUCUUCAGCACUAUGCCCUUUUCACGCUGCAACAAGCAGGCCUGCCACUACGCCAACCGCAAUGACAAAUCCUACUGGCUUGCCACCAUUGCAUCAUUACCCACCGCACCAGUGUCUGGGCUGGAGAUCCAGCCACACAUCAGUAGGUGUGUGGUGUGUGAGGCUCCAUCAUCGGCCAUUGCCGUUCACAGCCAGGACACAUUCACACCCGGCUGCCCGCCAAACUGGAGGAGACUCUGGGUUGGAUAUUCAUUCCUUAUGCACACCGGGUCAGGAGAUGAAGGAGGUGGCCAGUCCCUCACCUCCUCAGGAAGCUGCCUACAGCAUUUCUUCACACAUCCGUUUGUGGAGUGCCAGGGCCCACAAGGCACAUGCCACUACUUCUCCAACCUAUAUAACUUUUGGCUCACGCGUGUGAACGAUCAGGACUUCAGCAUUAGCCCAGAAACGAUGACCCUAAAAGGAACGUCUGAGCAGCUUGAUAACGUCAGCCGAUGCAGUGUCUGCUUGAGGGAUUGAGACCAGUCCAAGCUGUAAGGCUUUAGUCUGGGACGGUCUCAUCCUUCCCUUAGUGAUGCUACAGAAGAUGUGAGUUGGAUGGAAUCAUAAAAACUCAUAAGGAAUAAAAGCAAGAUGCGAACAGUUUGUGAUGAUUCACACUGACGUGCAACUGUGAAAACGUUUCGUAUAUUAACUUAAUACUUGAGAGUUAAAGCAGUGUUUUAUAUCUAGUGAUACUGAUCGUCUUGUCUCAAAUUAUCGAAUUACAAAACAUAAUUAGUUGUUUUUAAAUUCCACAAAAUGGCAUGCGUUGCAUAAGUAUUCACCCCCCUUCGUUGUAGUACAGCCUGGAACUGAAAUGGACUUUGAGAUGAUUAAAUUUGAGAUGUUUAUCGUCGGAUUCUAACAUAUACAGAUACAAACUAUUUGUAUUGUCAUCAAGUAAACAAAAAGUACAUAUUUGCUCUUGGUCAUUAGAUGGAUGGAGACAGUUAGUGAAGAGCAGAUUGAGGUCUGUGGAAUUCUAACACAGGUUCUUGGUGUGAACCACGACAGCGUAGCUUUUUGAUGAGUGAACCUCCACUUUAGGUUGAAGACUGAGACAGAUUUUCCUCUAGGAUUCCCUUCCAUCUGGCUCCAUCAGCUUGCCCAUUAUCCCGAUCCCAGCCGAUGAACAGCAUCUCCGUGACAUAGUCCUACCACCGACCUUCCCUCGCUGUAUGGAUAGUGUUCUCAGGGUGAUGAGCAGAAGUGGGAUUCUUUGUACCAAUCCUUCGUACAGUACCAAAGUUAAAAAUUUUAUGAUUCUGUCUCGUUUCGACCAGAGAAGCUUUUACCUUUUAUCUUCUCACUGUAUAUUAAUACUUUUCCAAGGCAUUGUAACAUUUUAAUGGUUUUUAUAACAAGAAUACAAAAUUAUUAGAUUAUUUAUAGAUUAAUAUUACUGUCAUUUCUAGAGGGAACACGAUGAAAACAGGAUGUGUGAUACUUCUACUGUGGGCUCAGUCAUAUGGCUCCACUGCCAGAGAAAAAUAUGGUGCUAAACGUCAUUCAGUAGUAUUUCCAUCUACUGAGCAUCAAAACGCACGGUUUCUUCCAAAUCACUUAGCGUAUCUUCUCUUAGCUUUUAGCUUGUCUGUCUGUAAUGUUAUCCAUGUGCAUCAUAACGUUUACUCUGUACCGGACCUCCGUAUUCAUACUUCAUUCAUACUUUAUAGCUGCCUUUAAUGACACAUUUCAAUAUUUGCACUUUAUUGGAAUUGGUUUGUAUGUUUAGAUGCUCAAGUGGAACUCGGUUCUAAUCUGAAAGCACCAGCUAUGAAUAGAGAAUCUUCACUAAAGUAGCUUCGAUUCUGUUUGUGGUGCCGUAGCUAAUCAUUAAACCAGACCAACUCCUUCAGCGUUCUUCGCCGUAUCGUCUACGACGGCAUUUUACACUGACCGUGGAAAUGGAGAUAAUUAAAGGUGUUAUGUAUUGUACUGUGUGUAAAUAUGUUUCACUGUGAAAAGAACAGUGAUUCUUUAUCCUUUUUUUUAUUUAUUUAGGAAGAGAUUAUUUUAGUACAGAAGCCCCGAAGCACACGAUGUUAUGGAGUCAUUUUGAUGAUGGUGCUGUCGUUAUUUUACCAAAUAAAUAACGCUCAAAAUGGAAUUUCAGGAAUUUGUUCACAAUCUAAAUAAUUACAAGAUGUUCCUUGAUAUAAUGAUGUACACUGAAUCACAGAAUGUCCUGAAUAUCUGAAUAUCGCGCCCAUAAAGUUCCCAUAAAGUUGAAGUUUUAUUCAUAGUUUUAUUUGUAUUAUUUGAUGCUAACCUUCUAGCUAACCUAGCUACCUUUAGUAUCGUUUAAACAGCGUUCUUACGUUUGUUGCUUGUCCGAGACGAACACUGUGCAGUUAAAAUAAAAGAUGCUGAGUUUUGA
Molecule: messenger RNA, 7103 nt
Organism: Tachysurus vachellii
Lineage: Eukaryota; Metazoa; Chordata; Actinopteri; Siluriformes; Bagridae
Gene: col4a4
Product: collagen, type IV, alpha 4
Exons: 48
Coding region: 209-5200 (1663 amino acids)
Cellular component (GO): collagen trimer; basement membrane
Molecular function (GO): extracellular matrix structural constituent
Source: RefSeq, a predicted model, not a curated record